CCUCUUUGCUCUCUCUCCACCGGGCGGGUUCACUCGGGAGCUCCCGCCUCGCUUGUGCAAAAAAGGGGGCGGGAGGCCGCAGCAACAUGGCGCUCGUGCCGUGCCAGGUGCUGCGCGGCGCCAUCCUCCUCUCCUACUUCUCCAUCCUGUGCAACUACAAAGCCAUCGACAUGCCCGCGCACCAGACCUACGGAGGCAGCUGGAAAUUCCUGACGUUCAUUAAUUUGGUUAUUCAAGCGGUCUUUUUCGGAAUCUGCGUAUUGACAGACCUUUCCAGCCUCCUUACUAAAGGAAAUGACAGCCAAGAACAAGAAAGACAACUAAGAAAACUCAUUUCCCUCCGUGAUUGGAUGAUGGCUGUCUUAGCUUUCCCUAUUGGAGUUUUUGUCGUAACAAUGUUUUGGAGCAUCUACAUCUAUGAUAGAGAACUAGUUUAUCCAAAGCUCCUUGAUAAUUUUAUACCACCUUGGCUGAAUCAUGGAAUGCAUACAACCGUUUUGCCUUUUAUAUUAAUUGAGAUGAGAACAACACAUCAUGAAUAUCCCAGCAGGACCUGUGGAUUGGUUGCUGUAUGCACCUUUUCAGUUGGCUACAUAUUGUGGGUCUGUUGGAUUUAUCAUGUAACAGGUGUUUGGGUGUACCCUCUCUUGGAGUACCUUGGCUCAGGUGCUAAAAUUAUCUUCUUUGCUACUGUAACUGCAAUAAUUAACAUCUUCUACUUGCUGGGUGAGAUCCUAAACAACUGCAUCUGGGAUACACAAAAAUGUAUGGAAGAAGGAAAGGAAAAGCCUAAAUUGGACUGAACAUGAAGGAGGAAAACAAGAUUUGCUGCUACACAGAAGACAUCUCAGUGUCAAGAGAUUGGCCAUUUACAUGAACAGUGCAUCCAGGAUACUUUUAUUUUUUCUUUAAAAAGAAAAGGGAUAUUGAUUUAUUGUCCCACUCCUUCCUGAUACCUGCCUCUGCCCUUAACACUAUAUAUGAUAGAUUUCUCCACGACUCUUCUACACAUGUAAUUAUGUAUGUUGUUAUGUUAAGUGUCUUUCCUGUGGCAGCAUUACUGGAGUCUGCUCUAGCUCUGAUUUGGAAAUCAGGUUAGGCAGGCCAAAAGUAAAUCAGUGGGGAAAUUGUUUGCAUAUCUAGCUGUAUCAUAAAGCCACGUCUUCAAAAGAGUGGAAAACUUAACACACACAUGCAAAUAUUUUGAACCAGGGAGUUCUGUGGAAUUAACAAAUCAGAGAGUUCUGUGAAAUUUUAAUCAUCACGUUAUGGACAAGAAGUGUUUGGGACAAUGGGGGUCAACUUGGGCUAUAAAAUUGUUAAAACAAACUGAUUUAACUCAGUGCUGCUAAAGUACAAAACCACAUCAAUAAAAAACAAAAAUAGUC
This is a messenger RNA of Lacerta agilis (Sand lizard), 1388 nucleotides long. It is a transcript of the gene AIG1, whose product is annotated as androgen induced 1. The record is from RefSeq and is a predicted model, not a curated record. Bases 87 to 803 code for a protein of 238 amino acids. The transcript has 6 exons. NCBI's taxonomy places the organism in Eukaryota, Metazoa, Chordata, Lepidosauria, Squamata, Lacertidae. Gene Ontology annotation, cellular component: membrane; endomembrane system.